Molecule: messenger RNA, 978 nt
Organism: Armigeres subalbatus
Lineage: Eukaryota; Metazoa; Arthropoda; Insecta; Diptera; Culicidae
Product: non-structural maintenance of chromosomes element 1 homolog
Exons: 3
Coding region: 130-843 (237 amino acids)
Biological process (GO): double-strand break repair via homologous recombination
Cellular component (GO): Smc5-Smc6 complex; nucleus
Molecular function (GO): ubiquitin-protein transferase activity
Source: RefSeq, a predicted model, not a curated record
UCAUUAUUGUCAGUUGAGUUGUUUGUGUCUCUUAUCAAUUAAAGACGCGGUUUUAUUUCGUUAUCAGUGCUUCAGGGAAAUUCUAAUAAUAGUUCGAUAAACGAAUAGCGUUUUUAAAUAAAACCAGAUAUGCCUUCAGCCAUGCCCUACACGGACGUACAUCGUGCGUUUCUGCAAUCCAUAUCUCACCAUGGGACGAUGAGUGCUAAACAUGCCUUCAAGACGCUACAGUGCAUAUAUGCGAAAUACCAUGACAGCGAAGAGCUCCCCACGCCAGACGACAUCCCGGACGUGGUAGCCUCCAUCAAUGGAAAAAUCCACCGAUACGACCAGAAGAUUUGCUUCGUCCACUUCGAACCCAACGCUACGGACUUCUACGUUUUCUGCAAUCAAGUUGAUUCGCCGAUCGAUCGGUUGCAGAACUACUACACCGAAUCGGAGACGGCUCUGUUCCGGUUGAUCCUAAGGGAGAUGGCCACCAGUGAAGGGCACAAGCUGAAGCCAAUUGUUUGUCUCAACCUGACGUCGGAAAUCCAUCAGGGAAAGCAGCUCAACAAGAUGCGAGCUGAAGAACUGUUGGAGCAGUGGGAAAGGUUUGGUUAUUUCGUCCUGCUGGAUGGGAUGUGGCAUUUUGGACCGAAGACGGCUGGAGAGUUCGAUCGGUAUCUAACGGCUAACUAUUCGGACCACAUUCAGCACUGCAAGCUGUGCAAGGAAUCGGUGUUCUAUGGUGUCCAAUGUCAGAAGUGUCCUGAUUCAUUCCAUAAGGAUUGUAUGAAAAAGUAUCUAAAACGUUUAACAACUUGUCCUGGAUGUAAAACCUUGUGGUCUACACCUUUGUAGUAAAUUUUAUUGAUACGUUGUGUAAGUAGGUUUUAGUACAUCUUGUUCUCUAUUAUUUUACUACAUCAUUGAUUAAUUGUGUAUGGUAAUUGUGGUCUUAAUAAAAACAAUUUAGCUUUUUCAUAUUGUUUUCAA